AUGGGAUGGCGGCUAUCUUGUGACAAAAAUACAAGUCCCGGGUCGCUUGCAAAAUCUGUUCAAACUAAUCGUAUCUGAAAGUGAAGCAUGGAUGCAGAGGCUAAAGAAGCAUCUGAGGUUGUCAAGGUCAAAGAAGAGGAAGAAGAUGCAGAUGAAGGGAACGAGGCAGGCACAGGCAGCACUGUCACUGAGGUUGAUGGUCAGGACAGUCUGACAGAGGUUGGUGCUGCAGAAGGCAAACAUGCAGUUGCUGUUGUUGCAGAGGACUCAACGAUGCACACAGCAGUGGAGGAAGUGGCAACGGUUGGUUGCUCCGGGGAGGAUGCAAUGGCUCAUACUGGUAGUGAGGACAUAGUGACGGUUGAUACUGUUGGUGAUGAUGUGAUGACGGUUGAUACUGGCGGAGAGGACACCACGACGGUUGAUACUGUAGGUGAGGACAGUUUGAUGAUUGACACAGCACAGGAGGAGGAUCCAAAGGACAUGGAAGAGAAGAUGGAGGAAGAUCCUGGAGAAGAAGCUGUUGAGAGCGCUGUUAGUGAUGAUGUGAAUCUUGUCCCUAGUGCUGAUGCAGCUGUAGAUAUUGAAUCUGUGAACACAUCCCCAGAUGCAGAGAUGCUGCAGGAAGAAGACCACCUAGUUCCUGCUUCAGAGGAUGAAUCAAGGGCAAUAACUCUCAGUCAGGACAGUGGGGAGGGGCAAUCAGGGGCAAUAACUCUCAAUCAGGACAGUGGGGAGGGACAGUCAGGGGCAAUAACUCUGCAUCAAGAUAGUGGCGAGGGACAAUCAGGGCCAAUAACUCUCAACCAGGACAGUCAGGAGGAACAGUCAGGGGCAAUAACUCUGCAUCAAGAUAGUGGUGAGGGACAGACUGAGACUAUCACACUUCCACAGGAGGGAGAAGCUUCUCUCAGUGAGCAAACAGAGCCUGAGACAAUCACCAUCAGUUUGGAGGAGGCCACACAAAUCUUCCUUCAGCAGCAAGGCAUAGAAGGAGCAGUGCAGAUAGCCCCAGGGACCUAUAUACAGGUUACUGGGGAUGGCACACUUGGUCCGGCUAUGGGGGGAACAGGCGACCCCCUGCAGGUGAUCGCUACCGGGAAUGGUGACCUGGUUGGGUACAGCCUGCACCCGGGAACUGGAGAGGAAGACCAUGGAAUGGUGACAGAGGUGGGAGGUCAGUUCAUCCGGAUUGAGAAAUCCAACAUUGACAGUGAGGACCUAUCCAGUGAUGCACAUGGUGCUAUGACAGUUGUGAAGGAAGAACAUGAUGUACGGGAGGAGGCAUCAGUUGUGGACAAUCAGGCAGAUGGACAUCUGGCGCAGGCGACAUCUCAGUGUCAGAUAAUUACAACCCCCGAGGGUCAGUUCACUCUGUCACAAGGUCACUAUGUGAGGGAUGCUGACGGAACUGUGGCUGCCGGUACAGAUGGGCUCAGCAGCAACCCCCAGCUGGUUCAGGUUGGGGAGGGACAGCUGAUGGCCGUGGCACAAGGCCACGCUGGACAACUGACCACUGUGUCAGACUCACAACUCACUUCACAGUCUGCAGUUCCAUUCAGUAGUCAUUCAGGAACAGUAUUCACAACCUCAGGAAAUCAGAUCAUUGUGUCGUCAGGGGGGCAUAUAUCGGUGUCAUCUGGUGGUCAGAUAGCCGUCUCAGAUGGACACCUGUCAAGUGGAAACACUGUCCAGUACUCACUACUUAACACUGGAACUCCAGUCUCUGAGGGGAGCCUUUUAUCGGGGCAGACGUCAGUGAAGCUGUGUAAGACUGAGGUGAAGUCUCCACCUCGACAGCCAGACUUGAACAGCCCCAUCAUGGUGGGAGACAAGACUGAGGUAGUCAUUGGAGGGAAGAAAUGUGUCCUGAUGAUGAACCCAGAAACCAAACAGAUUUGUGCCUACCCAUUGCUGCCUCCACCAGGCAAGAAGAAGCGUGGUCGUCCACGAAAGCCCAAGCCAGGUGAGGACGGAUAUCUGCCGCCAAAUCUCGACGGUUCUGUAGGCUUUGAUCCGGGGGAUGACUCCCAGAGAGACCAGACGUCCAGCGCUGCAGAGGGGCUGCUAGAACUUUCCAAUGCAGGUCCUGAUGGGGUUCGGAGGAGCGGUCGGAUGAGGAAGAAGACUCGGGUCCUUGAUGACUACGAUGUCCUCGAGGUGUCCGGAAGUGAUGAUGAGUCACCACAAGAUGACUAUGAGGCCGACCCCGAAAUCACCAUUACGGGGAUGAAAAAGAGAAAGCUAGCACCCCAAAUUCCCACCAUACCUAUGGCCAUCACAGGUCUUAAGAGAGGACGAGGUCGCCCCCGCCGCUACCCCCCACCGGGACAGUCGUCCACCCCUAACAGCAUCCCAGCGGUCAUCAUCCCCACCGCCAACGGCCAGACUCUCAUGAUGGCCCCCAUACAGGGUAUCGGGAGUCUCCAAGCUCUUCAGAACCAAGCCAAGACUCUCCAGAAGAUUGAACCAAAGCCUGCAGAGUCAACAGAGGCAGCACUGGCCAUCAGCGACGGCACUCUCAUCACCCAAACUCCAGCCAAACUGAGCUCCAAUGUCACACCCAUAGCACUCGACUCCUCCAACAACUCAAUCCUUGACAGCAGCAAUAUCCUCAUCAACCCCCUGCAUGACGAUGGCGGGGACUCCGACAAUGAGGACAUUGACACGAUUGAGAAGCCAGUGUCGGUGGACGAGGAGGGGAAUGAUGGAGGUGGCCAGGCCACCAUCAUCCAGAUCCCUGAGAAUGUUCUCAGCAUGUUUGUGCAGAAGAAGGACCCCAUCAAGAUUGGUAUCAAGGCAUCGGAGACCGAUCUGGAGCGACUGAAGUGCCCCAAGUGUGACUUCCAGGGCUGCUACCCCCAGCAGUACCAGGACCACAUCGCCCAGCACGGGGACGACAUCCACAAGUGUAAAUGCUGCAACUAUCUCACCUUUGAUAAAGAUGACCUCUUCACCCACUUCAGGGACACACAUCCACGCUGUAUCUGCAGCAUCUGCGACUUCAUGGCUGAGCACGCCUACAUCAUCAAACGACACAUGAUGCGACAUAAUGCUCAAGGCUGCACCUGCGAUCUCUGUGGCAAGGUCUACAAGGAUCAGUACAUUCUGAAGAUGCAUAUCAAGAUGGUUCAUAUGCCGGCAGAGGUGUUGUUUGAAUGCACAGUAUGCUCAAAGAAGUUUACACGGAAAGCUCACCUCAAACGCCACUUACGUAUUCACGACCCUGAAAAGCCUUUCAAGUGCCCCCAUUGCGAAUAUAGGGGCUGUGAACGGUCGGACAUCUCCAAGCACCUGCUGAUACACCAGGACCCCAAGCAUGUAUGUGAAGUGUGUGGCAAGGCGUUCCGCCAUGUGAAGAACAAGGAGCUCCACGUGAAGAGACACAACGGUCAGAGAGACUAUAAGUGUGGUGUGUGUGAUUUCUACGGGUACACCUUCACUGAUAUUCGUAAACACAUCGAGAGGAAACAUGCUGAUAUCAAGACCUUGGUCUGCGACAAAUGUGGUUCCGCGUUCAAGUCCGAGGCUCUGCUGAGGGACCACCAGAAGGACACCUGCGAGGUGCUGAUGAUAGAGCAGGCCCUGGCUAUAGCCACAUCAUCAGGGGGCACCAGUCAGGCCACAAUCCAGAUCCCCUCCACCUUGUCAGUGGAUGGCAAGCACAUCACUAUUGAUGGACAACAGAUAGCAGUGGAUGACGGCCAACACAUCACUAUUGAUGGGCAGCAGAUUGCAGUAGAUGGAAGUCAGGUCAACAUCACUGUGGAACAAGUCAUGACAGAUGAUGAGGAAGAUCUGACCUUGACUGAGGAUCAGGUAGUGGAUGGUCGGAUUGCAGUCAGCGAGGCACAGGUCGUGGACUCGGGGCAGGUCAUGUCAGAGGUCAUACAUAUUCAGCGCCAGGAGGAAGAGAUGGAGGAGUCUGAGAUGGAGUCCGAGGGGAUCAUGACGAUGGCAGAAUGACCCACUGAAUCUUAGAAGAAUUGAGGCUCAGAACAUGUUCAUGAUCAUGACAGAAAGAGACAUUAGCAUCAGAAUGUCUGAAUCUGUCUCUCUUUGAACACAGCAGAGUAACCAGGAAGCUAUGAAUAUGAUUGUGCAACAGUUAGUAUAUGAACCAAUUCUGACACUGUUUGUGGCUUUGACAUUUCCAUGUUCUCCAGAGAUCCACUUCUCUUGUGAAGUGUCACAAACUUGCCAGAAUGAGCCUAUGGUGCUAUCACAUUUAUGACAAUAAUAUCUGCCGAUCUACUUAGAAAACUCAUGGACAUUUGCACUUUCAAGGAGAAAGAACUUGGUGUCUCAGAUAUUCUUUGAUCCUGCAGAGGUCACUGACAACUUCAGGAGCUAAUGAUCGAGGUGACACCACCACAGAGUACUUCAGGAGCUUAUGAUCCUGUUGGAGUCACUGACGGUUUCAGGAGCUUAUGAUCCUGGUGGUGCCACCACUGACAACUUCAGGAGCUAAUGAUCCUGUUGGUGUCAGGAAAGAAUUCAGUAUUCUAUGAUGUUCAUUGUUCAUCAGAAGCAUUUAAGUAUUACAUUGUUCUGGAUAAGACCCUAGACAGACCAGUGGUUCAAGAAUUCUCACACACUAGAACCCUGGAUAGUGGGGAGAUUCAUAACAUGCUUUGUUUUACUGACUAGUCACCCUGAAAUGAUAGUCUGAACCACAGGAUAGUUAGAAAUAUUGCUAUGUCUAGAUGAUGUCCUUCUUGACCACUCUGUCAGCGCAGAUCAGUCAUCCUCAUUAGUUGGUGCUACAAGACAGCAUAAUGGCUACAAUGUUCUGCAGGAUUUACAGGACAGUUAUGUGCUUUUGAUGUCUCCUUGUACCAGUGAUGGGUGCAGUUACCAUGAUUCCCAUUAGCAUCCUCGCUUUGAUACUUUGUAAAAUGUCACUUAUGUCACAGUCUGUAACUUUCAGCUCAGCUAGUUAUAGCCACUAUAGUAGAACAAUUUUUGGUGAAAAUAUUGCCAAAAGACACAUUACAUCACAUGAAUGAAAACGUGUGGAAAAGGUCCAAACAUAUGAAGCAACAGUACAAUAACAAGUCAAAAGUUUGCUUUUUAAUGUCAGUGUGUCUGAACAUCAUGUCCUGUGUUAUCAACUCUUCUGGAAAAGCAUCCUGCCAAGAGAUAAACAAUUUUAUGUUCAUUAUUGAACAACAUUCAAAAUAAAAGAGGAAUGUUUGUAUCCCCACACACCAUGGGUAUGUGCAUCACAUCAGAUCAGCCACUAAGUAUUCUUUGUGAAGCAGACCCUAGCUCUGUGUCAGCCAAAUAUUUGUAUACACUACUCAAAAAAUGUUAUGGACCACCUGAUUAUUUCAUUCUACUAUAGUUAAUCAGUCAUGGCAGAUGGUCCUUAAUCCCCUUGAAGCUUCUGGGUAGAAUGAGUCUUCAGCAAUCCAUGCUUGCAGUAAAAGGUGACUGACGGGAUCGCUGACUUGGUUGAUGCAUGUCAUUGUAUCCCAAUUGCGUGGAUUGAUGCCCAUGACAUCAAUCACUGGAUUGUCUAGUCCAGUCUCGAUUAUUUACAGAAAUAAUGCUAAGUGAAGCAUGAAACAACAAAGGAACAAACAAAGAUGGUUCUUAACUGUUUUUAAAUAGUAUACAUGCAUGCAAAAUAACUUGUGCUGAUGGUGACAUUUGAUGAUAUUUAUACAUUAAUUUUUUAUAUUGGAUGCUUGAAUCUGUUUGAGAGAUACCUGCAUUUCCAUAUACAUUCCAACUGUCUAUAUGUCUUUGUCAUCACAGCAAUGUUGUAAUAGGGGUAUACAUGAUUUACUGAAGGUUUGAUCGUACCCUUGUGCCAUGGUAGAAUUCUGAAAGUUUGAUGCAUCAUGAUACUUUAUGCCACGGUGUGAGUCUCAAGGUUGAUGCAAUGUGAUAUGAAUUUGGUAAUUAUGUUUUGGUAUGGCUUCCAACCAUGUCAGGAAGAAAUAAUGGUGCUUAUCAUAACACGUGUCAACUUUUGAUAUAUCAUUUCACUACACUUGCUUUAAACACACACAUCGAGUACAUCAUUAUAGUCCUAUGUUUUAAUUCAUUCUCAUGAUAUGAGCAUACCAUAGAAUUCAGUAUACAGAAGGAAGUCGACCAUUCAUCUAAUGUAUACAAAUGAAAUAUAAGAAGUCAGUCUUAACAACAACAACAACAACAUCAGAACAAACGGUUGACAGAAUCCAGAAAAUGGGGCAUCCAUCUUGACCUGUUUGGUUCUGCCGCAAGCCUGGAUGUCUUCAAUAACUAUAUUUUCUUCUGUUUAUGAAACAUGGAUUCUCAUUGAAGUCCAGUGAUCUUGUGUUACCUAUUUCCUGGAAUCAAGGAAGGGCAUCAUCUUCUUCACAAUAGAAUCUCUUUUGUCAGCCAGGAUUAUGGAGGUACGGCUCAUGCUUCAACUGAAGGUUCUAUACACCGGUCAUCACAAAGCAGGACUUUUGUAUGGUGAUGUUAUCAUUUAUACACUCUCACAUCAGGGGCCAGAGACUUCAGGUCAUUAUCACAAGCUGUGGAUUUGCCCCUAGAAUAAUAGGAAGAAUGCAUGUGGUGGUUACACCACCCUGGGGCAAGUAGGGCUGGAGACAGGUUCUUCCGUAUGACAGACCUUCAAUAACAUCAACAUGCCUCCUUCAUUACCAGACACUUCUGUAGGCAGGAAUUCUAUACGUCAAACAUGUUUUAUGUCUGCAUGAAUUUUGAUGAUAUUACCACCGAGUCCAUUAACUUACUUUAAUGUCGACAUGAUUUUGUGAUGGUUCUAUCACGCAGGACUGUCAAUGACUGGAAAAUGUAUUGAUAUGUGAAAUGGCAUGGAUAAUGAUACAUUGAUACAUUGGUGAUACUGGUUCUUUCAUGUUGAUUUUGUGGAAGUAAUAUCAGGAAUGUCAUUGGGUGGAGAUUUCUGUAUUGACAUGGAAUUAACAAAAUUAAUGAUAUGACAAUUCACAUGUUAUGCAGACAUUUCAAAAUGUGCUCAAUAAUGUUUUGUGAAUGAAUUGCCAACAAUGUAAUUUAUGUUGAUAUUAUCUGUUAGUUGUUUGUCUUCACAGAGACCAUCGUCUAUAAGAGGCAUUUCAUGAUUUAUCAUUACUAUCAUCAGUGACAGUCUUCCUGCAGAAUCAUUCUUGAAAGCAUCAAAUACAUUAAUGCUUAGUCUUGCUUAUCACCAUUGAGCCCAUUUGUAAAUACUUCACAUGCCAUGUACAUACUAAAACAGAGACCAGUGAAGAUUCGGGGUAGAAUAGGUCGUCACCAACCCAUUCUUGCUGUAAAAAACGACUGCUUGUCUUAAGAGGCGACUAACGGGAUCGGGUGGUCAGACUCACUGACUUGG
Molecule: messenger RNA, 7342 nt
Organism: Haliotis rufescens (red abalone)
Lineage: Eukaryota; Metazoa; Mollusca; Gastropoda; Lepetellida; Haliotidae
Exons: 17
Coding region: 88-3966 (1292 amino acids)
Biological process (GO): regulation of DNA-templated transcription
Molecular function (GO): DNA-binding transcription factor activity, RNA polymerase II-specific; RNA polymerase II cis-regulatory region sequence-specific DNA binding
Source: RefSeq, a predicted model, not a curated record